AUGCCGCGGCUGGGUCGUCGUCAAGGCUCGUCUUUUGCCUUUCUUGCACUUCUCAUCGGUUCUUUGAGCACCUUCUGCUUCGUAUGUGGGCCGCAAAGACUGAAGCAGGUCGGCAACCCGACGACGACAGACAUCCGCCGAUUCGGCGCAGUGGCCGAGGCACCUGCGCUCGAGGACUUGCAGACGCAGGCUGAGUCGGCCGGAAACAUGACGGAGGAAGAGUUCUGGCGCCUGGUUGACGACUCCAAGGUCUCUGAGGUCAUCAUUUCUUCUUGGAGUGAGAAGCAGCUUCUCGCUCGAGUCGAAGGAGAGUUGGUGGCCGUUGUGGAAGACAGCGAGGUUGAAGACCUCCGAAACGAGCUGCUUGUCCGUGGCAUUCCUGUGCGAUAUCCGGCUGGAGAGGAGCUGAGUGACGAGGAUGCGCUGGCACGAGCUGAGCUGAGCUCCGAAGGUCCCGUUGCCGGCGGACUUCUUUCGGCCAUGGCCCUCGGCAUUGCAGACAGCUUAGUGGAGAUCAGCGCGUCAGUUGCGGUUCCUGCGUUGGAGGUGGAAGGCCAGUCCUUGAUGGAGGCAAAGCCAGCAGAUGCAGUGGUCGCGGAAGAUCUCGGCCUGCUGAACAAGGAUCUUCGCAUCCUUGAGCGUGCGGUGGAAGGUGUGGAGCGCUCAGUGGAGGCUGACUUCCAGGCUGCAGAAAGCCUGGCAUCCCAAGAGGCAGAGCCUGACGGAUUGCGCUUCAGCCUGUCGUUCCGUGCUAUCACGGAUGUGUUGAUGACCGGAGUAUAUGCGAACACUCAUAACAUGCAGUCAUUGCAGGCGACACCUGAUUUGCAAAACCCCCGGUAUGCAGACUCAUGUGCGUCUGUCGAUUUUCUGACUGUUGUUGCAGCCAUCUGA
Symbiodinium sp. CCMP2592 is the source of this 894-nucleotide messenger RNA. The record is from the annotation of a GenBank genome assembly. NCBI's taxonomy places the organism in Eukaryota, Dinophyceae, Suessiales, Symbiodiniaceae.